Molecule: messenger RNA, 2200 nt
Organism: Capsicum annuum
Lineage: Eukaryota; Viridiplantae; Streptophyta; Magnoliopsida; Solanales; Solanaceae
Product: acyl-CoA-binding domain-containing protein 5
Exons: 5
Coding region: 231-1964 (577 amino acids)
Biological process (GO): fatty acid metabolic process
Molecular function (GO): fatty-acyl-CoA binding
Source: RefSeq, a predicted model, not a curated record
UACUUUACUCUAAGUUGCAAAUAUCCCUUUGUGAUUAAUAAAUUCCAACCAUAUUAUAGCAUGGAAAUGUCCUACGCAUAGUAAAAUUCCACAUCAUUAAUUCUUUCCCUCAUUUUUCUAACAUUCUUAUCCUUUUCAAAGUUGAACUCUUCUUCUUGUUAACUAUCUCAAUAACUUUGAUCUUAAUCUGUACUAUACCACAACAAGAUCAUUUGUUAAAGUUUAAAAAAAUGAUUUUUUUUCAAGAAUUCUUUGUUAUUGCCAUGGUAGCUCUUGUAUUUUCUUGUAUAAUUGUUAAAAUUGUUUCUGCUUUAGUGUCAAAUGAUGGAAGGAUCGAUAAAGAGAGAAUUGUUGUGGAGGAAACCAAGAUUACAAAAGGGUUGGUUGUUAGUAGUAGGAACAGUAAGAAAAGAGUCAAAUUUGUUGAACAAGAAGUUGUUGGAAAUGUUGAUCAUGUUGUAACACAGAGAGCUAAUGAAGAUGGGGUUGAGAAAAAAAUUGAGGGUAUUUUAAAGAAAGGUGAUGACUUUAAGGGAGAAAAGGUUAUUGAGAAUCUUGGAGUGAUUAAGCAUUGUGGUGGUGAAAAGGAGGUGAGUGAUGAUCAUGAUGAUGUAGGGAAAAUUGGGUUGAUGGAGGAUAUUGAUGUUAAGAAGAUUGAGGGUAUUUUAAAGAAAGGUGAUGACUUUAAGGUAGAAAAGGUUACUGAGAAUCUUGAAGUGAUUGAGCAUUGUGGUGAUGAAAGGGAGGUGAGUGAUGUUCAUGAUGAUGCAGACAUGUGUAGGAAAAUUGAGUUUGUGGAGAAAAAGGAUGAAGUUAAGAAAAUUGAGGGUGUUUUAAAGAAAGGUGAUGACUUUAAGGUAGAAAAGGUUCAUGAGAAUCUUGGAGUGAUUGAGCAAUGUGGUGGUGAAAGGGAGGUGAGUGAUGGUCAUUGUGAUGCAGAUAUAUGUAGCACAGUUGGGUUGCUGGAGGAGAAGGAUGAGAUUAAGAAGAUUGAGGAAAAAAUUGAAGAAAUUAUAAAGAAAGGUGAUGAUUUUAAGGGCGAAAAGGUUCGUGAAAAUUUUGAUUUGAUUGAGCAUUAUGGUGGUGAAAGGGAGGUGAGUGAUGUUCAUGGUGAUGCAGACAUGUGUAGCGAAAUUGGGUUGAUGGAGGAAAAGGAUGAGGUUAAGAAGAUCGAGAAAAAAAUUGAAGAUAUUUUAAAGAAAGGUGAUGAGUUUAAGGGGAAAAAGGUUUGUGAAAAUCUUGAUUUGAUUGAGCAUUAUGGUGGUGAAAGGGAGGUGAGUGAUGUUCAUGAUGAUGCAGACAUGUGUAGACAAAUUGGGUUGAUGGAGGAAAAGGAUGUGGUCAAGAAGAUCGAUGAGUUGCUUGUUGUCAAGGAGAAAGAUAUCGUGAAUCGUAUGAUUGUUGAUGAAGUCAAGUUAGGUGAAAAUGAGGUGGUUGAGGUGGGAGGAGGGUUGAGUAAAGGGGAUGAUGACAAGACGGAUAUGAUAGCGAUGGAUGAAUAUAGCGAUGAUGAUUGGGAGGGAAUUGAGAGAAGUGAAUUGGAGGAAGAAUUUGUUAAGGCUGUUAACUUUGUGGAUGGGGGAAAUGGGAAGAAUAGUAGUAUGGAGAAUUUGGGGAGUGAAUUGAUGAUGCAAUUGUAUGGACUCCAGAAAAUUGCAAUGGAGGGGCCUUGUCAUGAGCCUCAACCGAUGGCAUUGAAAGUCUACGCCCGCGCCAAAUGGAAUGCGUGGCAAAAAAUGGGAAGCAUGAAUCCGGAGGUGGCUAUGGAGCAGUAUAUUAAGCUUCUGUCAGACCAUGUUCCCAAAUGGACGCAUCAUAGUAAGGAUGACUGUGAAGUAGGAUCUUCAGAAACUAAAAUGACCAGAGAUCCAGAUUCUUUAAAUGAUACACACAAAGACGAAAGGACACAGGAAAUGAACCAUGCUGCAGAGGGAGGUGAUUUUUCUGGAGGUGGAAAGGAAUAAGAAUGAGAAGAACUCUCCAGCAGAUGUACUGCAAUUUCCGCUACAAGAAUUUGAGGUCAUUGCAGUUCAUAACACAACUUGGUUCUCCCUUAUCAGAUUAUGCAUCUACUCUGCACAUGUAAAUAGUUAUUUCCGCUAAAUAAAAAUGACGCUAAAUUUAGAUAAACAACGAUCUCUUUAUUUCAGUGAUUUUCUAUCAUAUGAAGUGAAUAAUAAUCUCUUUGGUUCUUAUUGUA